AUGUUCCAGCCCGCAGAGCCCGGCCAGGAGUGGGCCAUGGAGGGGCCCCGGGACGCGCUCAAGAAGGAGCGGCUACUGGAUGACCGCCACGACAGCGGCCUGGACUCCAUGAAGGACGAGGAGUACGAGCAGAUGGUGAAGGAGCUGCGCGAGAUCCGCCUCGAGCCGCAGGAGGCGCCCCGCGGCGCCGAGCCCUGGAAGCAGCAGCUCACCGAGGACGGAGACUCGUUCCUGCACUUGGCCAUCAUCCAUGAAGAGAAGGCACUGACCAUGGAAGUGGUCCGCCAAGUGAAGGGAGAUCUGGCUUUUCUUAACUUCCAGAACAACCUGCAGCAGACUCCACUCCACUUGGCGGUGAUCACCAACCAGCCAGAAAUCGCUGAGGCACUUCUGGAAGCUGGCUGUGAUCCUGAGCUCCGAGACUUUCGAGGAAAUACCCCUCUACACCUUGCCUGUGAGCAGGGCUGCCUGGCCAGUGUGGGAGUCCUGACUCAGCCCCGCGGGACCCAGCACCUCCACUCCAUUCUGCAGGCCACCAACUACAAUGGCCACACAUGUCUGCACUUAGCCUCGAUCCAUGGCUACCUGGGCAUUGUGGAGCUGUUGGUGUCUUUGGGUGCUGAUGUCAACGCUCAGGAGCCCUGCAAUGGCCGAACCGCCCUGCAUCUUGCGGUGGACCUGCAGAAUCCCGACCUGGUGUCGCUCUUGUUGAAGUGUGGGGCUGAUGUCAACAGAGUCACCUACCAGGGCUACUCCCCGUACCAGCUCACCUGGGGCCGCCCAAGCACUCGGAUACAGCAGCAGCUGGGCCAGCUGACCCUAGAAAACCUCCAGAUGCUUCCAGAGAGCGAGGAUGAGGAGAGCUAUGACACGGAGUCAGAGUUCACAGAGGAUGAGCUGCCCUAUGACGACUGCGUGCUUGGAGGCCAGCGCCUGACGUUAUGA
Sus scrofa (pig) is the source of this 945-nucleotide messenger RNA. It is a transcript of the gene NFKBIA, whose product is annotated as NFKB inhibitor alpha. Gene Ontology annotation, cellular component: cytosol. Gene Ontology annotation, molecular function: NF-kappaB binding. Gene Ontology annotation, biological process: cellular response to tumor necrosis factor; toll-like receptor 4 signaling pathway. The record is from RefSeq and is marked provisional. Lineage: Eukaryota; Metazoa; Chordata; Mammalia; Artiodactyla; Suidae.